Molecule: messenger RNA, 1849 nt
Organism: Dioscorea cayenensis subsp. rotundata (Guinea yam)
Lineage: Eukaryota; Viridiplantae; Streptophyta; Magnoliopsida; Dioscoreales; Dioscoreaceae
Product: tubby-like F-box protein 8
Exons: 6
Coding region: 326-1603 (425 amino acids)
Molecular function (GO): protein binding
Source: RefSeq, a predicted model, not a curated record
UGGGCUUCAAGUGAAGUGGAUUUAAUGGAGUUUUGAGUUCCAUUUAGGCUUAGAAGGGAAGAAAAAGGUCAGAGCUUUGAGCGAGAGCGAGCGUGAAGGAAGGGACCUCUGGCCACUGGAUCGAAGGAAAUCAUCAGCCACUUGGAGCAUUUAUUUGGUGAAUUGGACCUUUAUAUAAAGUAAUUUUAGUUCUUGGAAGGAGAUAAUUAAUUCUUUCUUGUAGGUGUUGUUGGUGAUGCUGGUUGUUGCAGCAUAAGCAGACUGUUGUUUUCUGCUUCUUUGUGGGGAUUCUAGUUUGUUUGGGCUUGUGUUUUUGUUUGUGUAGAUGUCUUUUAGAAGUAUUGUUCGAGAUGUCAGAGAUAGUAUUGGGAGUUUAUCUUGGAGAAGCUCCGAUCAUCAUCGAGGGAAGUCUCGAAUUUCAGUACAUGAGAUCCAUGAACCGUCAUUGGUGAUUGAGAAUGGUUGCUGGGCUAGCCUUCCGCCUGAAUUGCUACGAGAUGUAAUAAAAAGGUUAGAGGCAAGUGAGUGCACAUGGCCUUCUCGAAAGAAUGUGGUUGCUUGUGCUGCUGUUUGUCGAACAUGGAGGGAAACUUGCAAAGAGAUUGUCAAAAGCCCAGAAUUUUGUGGGAAGCUUACUUUCCCGGUAUCUUUAAAGCAGUCUGGACCUCGAGAAGGAACCAUUCAGUGUUUCAUUAAGAGGGACAAAGCAAAACAUACUUAUCAUCUCUUCCUUUGCCUAAGCCCAGCGGUUCUGGCCGAGAACGGGAAGUUCCUCUUAUCAGCCAAAAGGAAUCGCCGCACAACAUGUACAGAGUACAUAAUAUCUAUGGAUGCUGACAAUAUAUCAAGAUCAAGCAACUCUUACAUUGGAAAAUUGAGGUCAAAUUUCCUUGGCACGAAGUUCAUAAUAUAUGACACUCAGCCUCCAUACAACGGGGCUGCUGCAACUCACCCAGGCCGCACUAGCCGACGAUUUUACUCCAAGAAGGUAUCCCCUAAAGUUCCUUCUGGAAGCUUUAACAUUGCACAGGUGACUUAUGAGCUGAAUGUCCUCGGCACUCGGGGUCCUCGAAGGAUGCACUGUGUCAUGUACUCAAUUCCAACUUCAUCACUCGAUGUUGGCGGUAUUGUCCCUGGCCAGCCUGAGCAACUGCUUCCGCCUUCCCUGGAAGAUUCCUUCCGGAGCAUGUCGUUCUCCAAGUCAUCAAUCUUCGAUCGCUCCAUGGAUUUCAACAGCGCUCGAUUCUCCGAAAUUGCUGGAGCUAGUGGAGCUGAUGGCGAAGAAGAGGCUAAGAUGAAGCCACUUGUUCUCCGAAACAAGGCACCACGGUGGCACGAGCAGCUGCAAUGCUGGUGUCUUAACUUCCGUGGUCGAGUAACCAUAGCUUCAGUGAAAAACUUCCAGCUGAUCGCAGCCACACAACCCACAGCCGGAGCCCCAACUCCAGCGCAACCAGCACCGACUGAGCAUGACAAGAUCAUCCUCCAAUUCGGCAAGGUCGCCAAGGACAUGUUCACCAUGGAUUACCGAUACCCGCUCAACGCUUUCCAGGCUUUCGCCAUAUGUUUGAGCAGUUUCGACACCAAGCUAGCCUGUGAAUAAAUACAUUCAGUUCAAAAUGGCAAAGUGUGUUCCUUGUUUUGAUGCUCUGUAUUUAUCUUUGUAUCUCAGUAAACAUUGUUGCAGCAUUUCCUCAUUUUGUGUUCUUCCACUGAAUUCUUUUACCUCCCUUGAUUUUAACUGUUGCAAAGUACAUGCAAGGUGAUCAUUAAAUUAAGGUAACAACACAACAAACAACAGUAGUGCAUGAUGUAUGUACAUUGUGGACCUUUGUUGUUGUUUUUCUUA